Monodelphis domestica (gray short-tailed opossum) is the source of this 1731-nucleotide messenger RNA. Lineage: Eukaryota; Metazoa; Chordata; Mammalia; Didelphimorphia; Didelphidae. The record is from RefSeq and is a predicted model, not a curated record.
CUCAGGAUGGGACACUCAGUUGAGUUAUCUUUUUCCAGUAGUCAGUGCUGCUGACAGGAUUUUUCUGUGUCUUCAAGAUGGCUACCCCCCCACCCCCGUCUCUCCUAACUGUCACUAACAGAAAAUGGUGGUUCUUCUCCUACCCAAUCUGGGGUGCCAAAUGUAAUAGAGGAGAUGAGUGGAAGGAGGGAGAGGAGAGAGGGGAAAGAAGGCUGAAAGGAUUGGGUUUUUCCUCUAUUACUUAUGGAAGAGGUGAGAAGGACUUCUUCACAGAAGUGGACCAGGAUUAAGCUCCUCAGCUGGUUCUUCAGUCUGCCUUUGGUUUCAGGGAGAAGCCACAUAUCCAACAUGAUGAUUGUCAAUCACACAAUCUUCCAUCCUGCUGUGUUUGUUCUGCUUGGCAUCCCAGGCCUAGAGAGGUACCACAAGUGGCUUUCCAUUCCCCUAUGCUUUAUGUAUACAACUGCAGUGUUGGGGAACAGUGUCCUGAUUCUGGUCAUUGUCACUGAGCGCAGCCUCCAUGAACCCAUGUACAUGUUUCUCUCCAUGUUGGCUAGCACUGACAUUCUACUCUCCACUACUACUGUACCCAAAGCCUUGGCCAUCUUCUGGUUUUGUGCCCGGGACAUCACCUUUGAUGCUUGUGUGACCCAAGUCUUCUUUGUCCACCUGAUGUUUGUGGGAGAAUCCGCCAUCUUGUUGGCCAUGGCAUUUGAUCGAUUUGUAGCUAUUUGUGACCCACUGAGAUAUUCAGUGAUUUUGACAUUGCCUGUUGUGGGGAGAAUGGCUUUAGCCAUUGUUGUUCGGAGCUUCUGCAUCAUGUUCCCUGUCAUUUUCCUGGUAAGGAGAUUACCCUUCUGUAGGACCAAUGUGAUUCCCCAUUCAUACUGUGAGCACAUUGGGGUGGCUCGACUGGCUUGUGCUGACAUCACUGUCAAUAUAUGGUAUGGCUUCUCUGUACCCAUGGUUAUAGUGAUCACUGAUGUGGUGCUCAUUGCAGUGUCCUAUACCCUGAUCCUCCGUGCCAUCUUUCGGAUGCCCUCUCAGGAUGCUAGACACAAGGCCCUCAGUACCUGUGGCUCCCACUUUUUUGUAAUCCUCAUAUUUUACUUCCCAUGUUUCUUCAGUGUACUGACUCACCGUUUUGGACACAACAUUCCACGCCAUGCACACAUCCUAUUUGCAAACCUCUAUGUGGUGAUACCUCCCAUGCUCAACCCCAUUAUUUAUGGGGUGAAGACAAAGGAGAUCAGAGAAGCUGUGAACCACCUUUUCAUCAGAAUCAAGAAAUGACUUACCUUAUUCCCAGUAAGUUGAAGUAUCCUUGGUCACAUUGUUCAGCAGGAAUUUCCCCCCCUAAGAAGUCAAAUAUAAAAUGAAGCUCUUUGAUCUGGUGGUACCUUCCAAUAUGUACAUUUUCCUUUUAAUUCUUUUCAUUCUUCCAAGAGAAUAUUAAGAUUUCUUCUGCACAUAGUUUGCCUUAAUAAUUAUGGGAAACAAGUGAACAAAUGGAUUCCUUCCUUUCUAAAAUUAAGGUCUCUGUUCAUUUCCUGACUUUGAUGUUUUCCAAUUCAGUGACCCUAGACAAAUCAUUUAAAUCCUCUGAGUUUCUUUAUGUAUACAAUUAAAAUAAGGAUACUUUUUUGGUAAGUGUCUUUAAAUUCUUAAUUGACAUUAAUAUUUAUUAUUGUGGAAUGAGAAAUUUGGAUUCCUGGGAUUUUCAGAAGUCUC